AUGUGCCUCCCGUUUGUCCUUGACCAGUUCAAAAAGCACAAGACGCGCUGUGUUGAUAGACCCUUUAUACUGGGCCUUAAUGGAGUUCAGGGAGCUGGCAAGACAACCCUCGUAACCCGUCUCGCCACGGCUCUAGCCGAGGAGCAUGGGUUGGAAACCUUGGCCGUCAGUGUGGAUGAUUUCUAUUUGACGCGCCAUGGCCAGCUCGAACUCAUGAAAGAAAAUCCCGGCAACAUGCUGCUUCAAGUUCGAGGGCAGCCAGGUAUGAACAACGGCAUAAUCAAGCAAGCUCUCUUGACUGAUAUUGAGGGCCGCUUAGGAACUCACGACAUUCCUCUCAUGCGCAGCUUCUUUCAAAGUAUUUGCCAGAAUCUCCCAACGAAGGUGCCGCGGUACAACAAGGCCGCUCAUGGGGGAGCAGGAGACCGUGAGCCAGAGUCGACGUGGGGGUCAGUCAACGGGCCCGAACAGCCAAGGCUACAGAUCGUCAUCUUGGAGGGAUGGUGCGUGGGCUUUGAGCCCUUAUCCGAGUCGGCACUCUACGAGAGGUAUCUCCAGCCGAGCCGAGCAUUGAAACAUCACAGGCUGGAGCACGUUUCAUUCAUCAACGCCCAGCUCAAACACUAUAGCGCAAUCACGGAGCUGUUUGACGCCCUUGUUCACCUCGACGCCGAGCGUACUGAGUGGGUUUACGACUGGAGGCUUGAACAGGAGAUUGAACUACGGCAACGUGCGGGAUCAGCCAUGUCGGACGAGCAGGUCAAGGUCUUCAUUGAUGCGUACUAUCCUGCGUACGAACUCUAUAUAGAUCCUCUUCGGCAAGGGGUGCUAAAGGAACGUGGGCGUCAGAUGAGGGUUGUCGUUGGGAGAGACCGUAGACCGGUACGUGUUGAGUUUCUUUAA
Messenger RNA from Fusarium keratoplasticum, 903 nucleotides. RefSeq names its product SRP54 domain-containing protein. The record is from RefSeq and is a predicted model, not a curated record. The transcript has a single exon. Lineage: Eukaryota; Fungi; Ascomycota; Sordariomycetes; Hypocreales; Nectriaceae. Bases 1 to 903 code for a protein of 300 amino acids. Gene Ontology annotation, cellular component: cytoplasm. Gene Ontology annotation, biological process: SRP-dependent cotranslational protein targeting to membrane. Gene Ontology annotation, molecular function: GTP binding.